This is a messenger RNA of Gastrolobium bilobum, 999 nucleotides long. Its product is annotated as protein TONNEAU 1a-like. The record is from RefSeq and is a predicted model, not a curated record. Lineage: Eukaryota; Viridiplantae; Streptophyta; Magnoliopsida; Fabales; Fabaceae. Gene Ontology annotation, molecular function: protein binding. The transcript has 8 exons. Bases 60 to 857 code for a protein of 265 amino acids.
UCCAAUAUCGAAGAAGAGAAGAAGAAGAAGAAGUUUGGUUUGGUAAUUGGAAGAGAGAGAUGGACGACUACACGAGGGAGAUGAUGGACCUGAAGACAUUGGUGACACGCACUCUAGAGAAGAAAGGCGUCCUCGCAAGGAUUCGUGCUGAACUCAGAGCAAGUGUGUUUGAGGCUAUUGAAGAAGAGGAUCGGGUUAUUGAGAAGGAUCAAGGUUUACCUCCUGCAUUGCUGGGUAGCUGCAACGAUCGAGCUAAACAGCUUCACGCUUCUCCUUCAGGUAGACUCCUUACUGCGCUGAUAUGUGAAUACCUUGACUGGGCACAACUCAACCACACAUUAAAAGUUUAUCUUCCAGAAUGUAAUUUGGAAAAAGAUGCUUGGAAGGCUGAGUUGAAAGAAUUUAGUAGCAAAAAUGGAUAUGAUCUCAACAGAAACGGAGAUAGCCCUGUACUUUUGGAUGUUCUUGAAGGAUUCUUGAAGUUUGAGAAUUUAUCACAAGCAAGGGCUAGUGGUAGGAGAUUUACCUCUUCAGAAACUGAGCCUUUGCCAAACUCAGAAUCCCGGAACAUGCGAAGGCAUUCUUCAUCAUCAGUUGCUGGUGGCUUACCUCCCCUAGGAAGGGCUGUUCCUUCAUCUCAGGCAUCUGAUAGAAGAGGAGGAUCUUCUAUGUCUGCUUAUAGGAAGGAUGAGUACAAUUGGCGAUAUGACAGUGAUGAGCUUCAUGAGGAUGUAAUUCAAGCUUCAAGUGCUUUGGAAAACCUUCAAUUGGACAGAAAAGCUCGGAAUCUAACGUCUUCUUGGCGACAUGCUGGUGAUGGAAUAAGUGAGGAUGAUGGCAGGGCUGAUCACGUGUAGGGACAGACAUUGCUUGUAUAACCACAGUCUGCCCCUGUAUUUCACGGUGUAUUCUUAAUUUUCUGCCCCUGGGGUGAUGAUUGAAUGAGCCUAAUUCUAUGUAAGAUCAUUUAAUUGUGAUGUGAUUUAGUGUUUUCUCCGA